UAUCCAUGAGGACGAGGAUCUGAGUCCGGAGCAGAAAGCAGAGCGUGAACGUGAGAGGAGGAUGGCCAACAACGCUCGGGAGCGUCUGAGGGUCAGAGAUAUCAAUGAGGCUUUCAAGGAGCUGGGACACAUGUGUCAGCUUCACCUCAAGAGCGAAAAACCCCAAACCAAACUGCUAGUGCUGCACCAGGCUGUGGCCGUCAUCCUGAGUCUGGAACAACAAGUCAGAGAGAGGAACUUGAACCCAAAAGCAGCCUGUCUUCGGAGACGAGAGGAGGAGAAGGCUGCAAUCAUGUCUGAUCCUCAGUCCAUGCAUUUAGCUUUCCACCCUGGACUUACAGACCCAGGGAACCCAAUGGGCCACAUCUGAAAACAAACAAGAUACACAAGGAGAUAGAGAUCUUUCUGAAUUUGGACCAGUGGAGAGUUUGACUUCUCCAUGUGAUGCAGUUGAACAAUCAUCUCCUCGCUUCCCAAACAAACUUCUUACAUUGUGCCUAAACGUAAUAGACAAAAGCAUUGUACACUGCAGAUAUUUUUUAUGUAUAUAUCUUGUUAAUAUUUCAGUUUGAAUAUAAAGUAAAAGAACAUGUCAUCUGCAGUUUUUGAUGUAAUUCAGAAUCAUUUUUACAGUGUGUGUGAUCCAAGGGUGACGGACAUUCCUACAUUGGUGUGUUAAGAUUUCUUUUGCCCUGUGUGUUUGUGUGAGCGAGUUUUGCAGGAGUUUUGACCAUUCUGUGAAUGAACUAUCUCCAGGAAUGUCCCUAAUGUGUGUGCAUUACAAAGUAUACAGUAUAUUUGUGGUUAUAUAUUUGUGUUUUAGCAUUGGCUAAUGAAACAUCUCUCGACAUCUCUGUAUAACUAUGGCUACUAGAGCUAGAUCAUGUCUUUUGUAAAUUAUUAAGUUAUCUUUUAUACAAAUAUUUUAAGUAUUACUCUGUAAUAACAUCAUCAUUGUUGUUUAUAUUUCUUUUCUUAUGUUUUCUAGAAGUAGCCAUAUUUUCUGAGCAAUAUGUCCCCAUGUGUUUUUGCUCCUUAUAACAUGAACAAUGCUCAAAAACCUAAAAGUAAUCUGAAAUACUGUAAAGUAUGUGUACAGUUUGAAGUAGCCUACAGGCAUGUGUCAUAACAAAUUGUAGCAAUAAAUGUCUUUUUACAAAAA
This is a messenger RNA of Boleophthalmus pectinirostris (great blue-spotted mudskipper), 1162 nucleotides long. RefSeq names its product transcription factor 4. The transcript has 3 exons. Gene Ontology annotation, biological process: regulation of transcription by RNA polymerase II. Lineage: Eukaryota; Metazoa; Chordata; Actinopteri; Gobiiformes; Gobiidae. Gene Ontology annotation, molecular function: protein dimerization activity; RNA polymerase II cis-regulatory region sequence-specific DNA binding; DNA-binding transcription factor activity, RNA polymerase II-specific. Gene Ontology annotation, cellular component: transcription regulator complex. The annotation marks the transcript as partial. The record is from RefSeq and is a predicted model, not a curated record.